AUUCAUAUACGCUUCAUUUGAGGACUGGCCGUCGCCUUCGCCGUCAGCCGGCGCCGCGCCCUCGCUAUCGAGAGCAGUACAAACGAAUCGCGCGCCGCGUACAUCCACCACAUUGUUUACUCACAUACGAAUCGUACCGGCAUGUUGAGCAUCCCCCGCAAACACUCAAUUAAAGAUCGAUAAUAUCGUCGUAUAGAUAUUUAUAGCAGUGCGGACGUGCAUUAUAAGAAGAAAUAUGUCGUUAAGUGUGAUAUUGUUAUUGAUAGUAAUAGUUUUAAUUUUAUUAUUAACCGUUUUUCAUUAUACCACAAGUGGAAGGAAAUAUUGGUUAUUGAAGAGAGUGCCAUAUAGAGAACCAUGUCCGAUAUUCGGAAACUUUGGACCGAUGUUCAUGAUGAGGCGGAGUUAUACAAAAAUGUUGCAGUUUUUUUAUGACAAAUAUAACAAUGAAAAGUAUGUCGGAAUAUUUCAAGCUCGUAGACCGACGCUAAUGGUAAUAGAUCUGGAUAUAGCGAAACAUAUAUUUUCUACGGACUUUCCUUGCUUCAGCGACCGUGUGUCUGUAUCUACCGAUACACGGCGAGAGCCACUGCUACGUAACCUGGCCAACAUGAGUGGCGCAGACUGGAAAGCGAUGCGACAAAUCGUCACACCUACCUUCUCUUCGGCAAAGAUGAAAGCGAUGUUUCCAUUAGUCGCCGAUUGCGCUCAAACAUUAAAGCAAGUGCUUCAAGAGGGAUCAUUAGACGAAGUGAAUGUGCACGACUUAAUGACGCGCUAUACGACAGACGUUAUCGGUAGCUGUGCAUUUGGUGUAGAUCCAGAAUCAUUAAAAAACUCUGAGUCUCCUUUCUUCAAGAUGGCGAAUAAAAUGCUAAAACCAAAUCGUUCUACAAUAUUAAAAAGAUAUUGUCGUACUUUUUCCCCGAGACUGUUUAAACUCUUAAAUUUGAGAACAUACUCGGCCGAUGUCGAAACUUUCUUUACAUCUAUUAUUAAUCAAGUUUUAACUGAGAGAAGGAAAACUGGUGUACAAAGAAAAGACUUUCUUCAGCUCAUGUUGAAUGUACAAAAGUCAGAAAAUGGUUUUCCAAUGACUGAUGCGUUGAUAACGUCUAAUUCAUUUAUAUUCAUGUUAGCCGGUCUAGAAUCAUCUGCAACUACUUUGUCAUUCUGUUUGUAUGAAUUGGCCAAGGCCGUUGAUAUACAGAAUAGUGUAAGGCAGGAGAUUUUGGAAUGUUUGGAACGACAUGGAGGUUUAAAUUAUGAAGCUGUUAGUGCCAUGCGAUUGACUACGCAGGUGGUACAGGAGACAUUACGGCUGCAUCCCCCGACACCGCUAACAACGCGUCUUUGUACCGCCCCCUGUACACUCACUGGGACUGAUUUAAAAAUAAAAGUGAAGGACCCAGUUCUCAUUCCGCUUCACUGUAUUCAAAGAGAUUCAAAAUAUUUUCCGGAUCCGGACAAGUUUGAUCCGGAACGUUUCAAUGAGGAUUUGAAUCCACCAGGGUUUAUGGCUUUCGGCGAUGGACCUAGGAGUUGCCCAGGUGUUCGUUUUGCCCAGUUAAUAGCGUUGGCUGGUUUGGCAACUAUACUGUCUAAUUACAUCGUGGAGCCGUGCGCUCGUACUACGCCACAUAUUCAUUAUGAUCCUCGCAGUGUGAUGUUGAAGAAUAAAGGCGGCAUAUGGCUUAAAUUCAAACCUCAAAAAUAACUAUAAAUAAUAAUACCUAAUAAUAACUAUUUCACAUAUUGCACAAUGUACUUAUAUAAUAACUAAUUGAAUUUGGGCCAUAAAAUAGUGGAAUGUUCUUGAUAUAUAUCUAUCUGCUAUUGUUUUGUAUAUCAAUAUAUUAUGUAUUUAUAAUUAAUAAAAGUAAUCUAAAUCUAGACGAGUAGUUUAGAAUAUUUACCCGAGAUUUUGUUUACUCGAAUCAUUUGUGUAUAAUUUGUACUUAUUCUAAAAAUAUUAUAACCAGUCAAAUGUCAUCGUAUUGAGAUAAAACAUACGAUUGCUUUUAUGAUAACAAAAACAGGGGGAAUAUAAAUUAAUGAUAUAGAGUUGUAAUUUUAAAUUAGUGAAAGCUUGGGUUUUGCCACAAUGCAUCAUUCAUAUUUUUCCUUAUUCAUCGAACGUAUGUUUUGUUUUUAUAAUUUCUAUUUUCAACUUCCAUAUAUCUAUGUUAACUACUCGUAUAGCUACUCAUUACUAUAUGCUACGAAAAAUACCUUUUAAUGAAAAUAAAUUUAUUUACUUUAAACAGGUUUUAUUUCUUGGCCAUUAUAGAUGGGCAUUGAUAAAGGGUUCCUUUUACAGUUUCGUAAAAUCAUUGAGAACAAUGCCAUUAUAAAAGAUUUGUUUAUGUAUUAUUUGUAUAAUGAUUGCUGACCUGAGUUAUAUUGUUGACAGUUAAUAGCUUAUUAAGCCGUUAUAUGUUAUAUACGUGAGCUGGUGCGAGUUGAUGAUUAGUAUUUAGUAGGCAGUAGUAGACAUAUUAAUAUUUUCGGAAGGCAUUGUCUAUUUGAUGGCAUUUUAGCGAUAAUUACCAAUUAAGAAUAAUUAUUCUUUAUACGACGACAAUAAUAAUCGAGUAUACAACAAUAAUAAUCGAGUAUACAACAAUAAUAAUACAAAUAAUAUCAAACAAUGUUGUAAAGUGAUGAAGCCAUUAUAAAUUUUAUAUUUUAGUUUCUUUUAUUAAUGAACAGUAUUAAUAUAUUAAAAAUAUUUGACAUCCUAUGAAUGAAUAAAUUUUAUUUUACAUAAAUAUCUUGUUUUUUUUUAUGGUCGGUAUUCAUAGUAUACUUUAUUUUUUUCUAUUAAUAUAUUUUGUACUUAAAGUUAUUUGUUUAAUUUUUUUAUACAACCUAGCUAUGUAUACUAAUAGAUAUUUUAUUUAAUAUUUAAACAAUAAUUUAAAACGAGUCUCGUCAUAAUUCUUGUUUCUCAAUACGAUUACAGUAGUAGAUUUUAAUUAAUAUUUUAGUCCUAAAUGUAUUUAAUUUAACGUUAUGAAUAUGGUUAUACAUAAUCUCGAAUUGUUAUUUCUGCUAAUAAAUAUUCCUGGAAAUGAG
Galleria mellonella (greater wax moth) is the source of this 3078-nucleotide messenger RNA. Its product is annotated as cytochrome P450 6a2-like. The transcript has 2 exons. NCBI's taxonomy places the organism in Eukaryota, Metazoa, Arthropoda, Insecta, Lepidoptera, Pyralidae. The record is from RefSeq and is a predicted model, not a curated record. Gene Ontology annotation, molecular function: heme binding; monooxygenase activity; oxidoreductase activity, acting on paired donors, with incorporation or reduction of molecular oxygen. Bases 236 to 1717 code for a protein of 493 amino acids.